AUGUCUCUCAAUCCCAAAGAUCUCUUAGCCACUCUUCUUCGCACCAUUGAAGAUGAAAUCAUUCCCAUGACACGGGCCGGCGUCGCGUCCGGCUCCAAGGUCUUUGGGGCCGCCAUUCUGUCUCGACAGAACCUCAGGCCGCUCACCGUCGCGACCAACAAUGAGCGCGUGUCGCCGCUUCUCCACGGCGAGAUCAACUGCAUCCAAGAGUUCUUCACCAAGGACUUUCCGGACCCGGCCAGCCGGCCGGACCCGCGGACGGACUGCGUCUUCCUCGCCACGCAUGAGCCCUGCAGCCUGUGCCUGAGCGGCAUCGCAUGGUCGGGCUUUCGCGAAUUUUACUACCUGUUUACGUAUCAAGACAGCAGGGAUGUGUUUGACAUUCCAUACGACCUCGACAUUUUGCAGCAAGUCUUUCGCGUCCCCGGCACGGAAUCGGAGGAGCAGGUGGAGCGGCGCGCUCUCUAUAAUCGAGAAAACAAGUUCUUCUCAGGGCAAUCGUUUCUGAAUCUGGUCGAGAAAUUGGAAACCGACGAAGAAAGGGAGCAUUUCAAUACUGAAAUACAACGUGUCAAGGCGCUGUACAAUGCCCUGAGCGAUACAUAUCAGGAGGGCAAGAAGGGCGGUGCCCAGACGUCCAGCACUUGGAAAUAG
This is a messenger RNA of Cordyceps militaris CM01, 654 nucleotides long. Its product is annotated as cytidine/deoxycytidylate deaminase family protein. Gene Ontology annotation, molecular function: catalytic activity. Bases 1 to 654 code for a protein of 217 amino acids. The transcript has a single exon. NCBI's taxonomy places the organism in Eukaryota, Fungi, Ascomycota, Sordariomycetes, Hypocreales, Cordycipitaceae. The record is from RefSeq and is a predicted model, not a curated record.